CUAGGCUGGCUUGGCCGGCCACUGGGAGAGACAAGGGUGGGGAACGGGAGGUUCACGGAAGCACCCUCAGCUGGCUCUGGCUUUAGUAUUAUUGCUGCUCUUCUUCUUUAACGGGCGUGCGCGGGAUCCCCCCCCUCCGGGCCCCCUCUUUCGCUCCCGCCCAGCAGAGGGAGGGAGGCGCUGCUUUGGAAAGUGGCCGCUCUGCCGGCUGGGUGUGUCCGGGGCCGGGCAGCGACAUCGCGGUCCCUUCGGCUCGGUUCCCUCGCCCCUCGCUUCAUAUUUGCCGCAGCUUCGUGCGUAUCUUUUCUUCUCCUUUCCGUCGAGCCGUUUCUUCGCUUCGCCCGCGCCGUGUUCUGUUUUUAUUUUUGCGGGAGAUAAGCAAACGCUUGGCUGUCUUGGUGCUUCAGCCCGGCUGGUCUCAUUUCCUUCUCCCACGUUCGCCCUCCUAGUUCCUCUCCCACAGAAAGGGCCAAAUAUUUUGACAUCAAAUGAGGGCGGUUUGUCGGACCUGGUGCUCUCUGACCAUUAUUCGGUUGUGAUGGUUGGUGGGGGCGAAUCUACGGAGAGCCCCUACUUUAAUUAAGGGAUGUGAGGCUGUUCCCCUAAUGCUUCCGCCGUCAGGAAUACGCUUUUCCUUCGAAGAACUGGGCAAACAAAUGAAAGCAAGGGAAAAAGCAGGAAUACGAGUUGACCGCCUGUAUGUGGUAGUGGUGGUCCUGCUGGCCUGGGACUGAGGAGAUUCCGUUUCUGUUCCCUCCGAAACUCGUGGGUUGACCUCCAACCGGUUCCUGAAGAGGGCAAUGACUGAGUACAAGUUGGUAGUGGUGGGAGCUGGUGGUGUUGGAAAAAGUGCCCUGACGAUCCAACUCAUUCAGAAUCACUUUGUUGAUGAAUAUGAUCCUACUAUAGAGGACUCUUACCGUAAGCAGGUAGUUAUUGAUGGAGAGACUUGUUUGCUAGACAUCCUGGACACAGCAGGACAGGAGGAAUAUAGUGCUAUGAGAGAUCAGUACAUGAGAACUGGUGAAGGCUUUCUUUGUGUGUUUGCCAUUAACAACAGCAAAUCAUUUGCAGACAUCAAUCUGUACAGAGAGCAGAUUAAAAGAGUGAAAGAUUCUGAAGAUGUACCAAUGGUAUUAGUGGGAAACAAAUGUGAUUUGCCAACACGAACUGUAGAUACCAAACAGGCCUAUGAAGUAGCCAAGAGCUAUGGGAUCCCAUUCAUUGAAACAUCUGCCAAAACCAGACAGGGUGUUGAAGAUGCGUUUUAUACACUGGUGAGGGAGAUCCGUCAAUAUCGAAUGAAAAGGCUCAACAUCAAUGAAGACAGAAACCAAGGCUGCAUGGGACUCUCAUGCCUUGUGAUGUGACCAGAUGCUUGAAAAACCUGGCCAAACUACAGGCAGAAGUUGAAUCUUUUUUCUAGUUUGUUGCAUUUCAUGGUGGUGCCUGGCCAGUAUGCGGCUGCCUGUUGACAAGUGCUAAAUGUUCCAUCAGCACCAGAAGGGAAUUAUCUCCAGACAUCUACCUCUUUGUUCUGCUAAACAAGCAAAGAAAGUCUCAUCUUAUAUAUGAUGACAUUUUUCCUCCUCUCUUUCUCGAGUAGGUUCAAGCAGAGGACACUGAUUAUGUGUGAAAUUGUAGAGGCCAAAUACUAUGAGAGGAUACCUUUUUCUGGCAGAAAAUCUGAAGCAAGUGGUGAUCAGACUGUACUGCAAAGUCAUUCCUUAGCACUGUAUGGCAAUGCUGUGCUUGACUUCCUGUACAAAGUUUUCAGACAGGGAAGUACUUGCCAUGUGCCUUUAUACUGUGUACCUAAAAUGGUCCUAUAGCACAUCAACUUACUGCACUUACCUUGGCCUGUUGAGCCCUUGGCUUCUUUAUAAGAAAGUAUACAAUUGUUGGCAACCAAGUGCCUAGGAGCAAAGUAAGCCAGAACUUAGUCUUGUCCUAGCAAGUUGCAGUUCUGCUUCUUCGCUGGACCAUCUCGAACAUCUGAAGCUGCCCCAAACGGUUGGUCUGUCUAACCCAGUGCUGUCAUCUCUUGACUGGAAGUGGUUCUCCUGUUUCCUAGCUAUUCUGUGUGAACCUUACAAACUGGACUUGCUAGGGGUUUAAUGUGGAAUCUUCUGAAUGUAGAGCAUGAAUUCCCCAUUUCUAACCCCUCUCACUAGCCCCCCCCCCAUUAUUAAUGCACAAGGACUUCUCUUCACAACUGACUGAAAAGCACUUUGAUCUACAAGGCUCUAUGUGGGAGACUAGCAGCCAACUGUUAUUCUCCAGUGUUAAAUACAUUCCAUUUAGCUUUUCGGCUGGGCUCGAAACCAUUGGUGCCUCCCUAUCAAGGCCAGUUGACAGCUGUGGAUGCUACGAGUACCAUCUUCUCCAGUGCUUAGUAUAAAUCCUGCCUCUGCGAGGGCCACGUAGGGAACAGUGAGCUGUCCCAGCUAUCCACGCACUUCUGGUUUUUAAUAAAAUGUCUUUAUAUGUUUUUAUCAGGCACAGCCUUUUUAUUCUUAGUCUGUGAAAAAAGUGCACUUCAUUACCAUUAUUGACUCUGAGUGCUCUCUCCAGGUCGCUGGUGUGUAACUAAGCGAGAGGUAAAGGCAGAACAAAAUUGUGAGGAUAGGGAAUGAAUUCAAUAGUUGAUAUCAGUUCAGGGAAAAUGUUUAUUUCCAUUAUACAUUCAACUUUACAAACUUUGGAACUGGAUUCUUCAUUAUACUGUGUUCUCCUAAGCUUUUAUUCUCUGUUCAAAUGACUAUGAGCUGUGGGUUUUCCUGUAUUGCUGGGAUGUAACUGAAUAAAUAACCACUAUUUAUCGGAAAUAUGUAAGAUUUAUGUAUGUGUACCACUGUCUUAUUACUGAUGUAGAAAUGAAUGUGCAAACUGCCUCCAUUCAAAAUGGCAACGCUUAAAAUGAAAUGAGGCGACAUAAAAGCUCUCUGUGAUGAGCGUUUCACAAAUUCUAUCAUUUGUUGUUGCAGUUACUAGCAUUCAUGAUUCUUACUAAGCUGAUCCCAGCUUGCAGCAGAAGCAGAGUUCAAGAUCAUAUGUGCUUUACUGGUGAUUUUGUUAUAAUACCAUGUCAUGUUCUAAGGCAGAAGAAAAACAGCUAUGUAAUCACCAACUGAAAUUGAUGAUGGACCAAUGGUGCCUAAACGAUCUUUGCUCUUGCUUCAUACGAUUGUUAUUUGAGACAAAUCUUUGUCUGUUAGUUUCAAAUGGUUUUACUUAGAGCAGUGCAUUCUUAAGGAAGGGUUGUUAUAUGCCUUACCUCUUGUUAAACUGUUAGAACCUGAAUCCAGGCCUGGUUUCACAAAGCUCUCUAUAGCAAGAAUAUGACCUGACUUGAGCAAUAAAGUGGGUAUGUAUGUAUGUCUA
This is a messenger RNA of Pogona vitticeps (central bearded dragon), 3384 nucleotides long. It is a transcript of the gene NRAS, whose product is annotated as NRAS proto-oncogene, GTPase. The record is from RefSeq and is a predicted model, not a curated record. Gene Ontology annotation, biological process: signal transduction. Gene Ontology annotation, cellular component: membrane. NCBI's taxonomy places the organism in Eukaryota, Metazoa, Chordata, Lepidosauria, Squamata, Agamidae. Gene Ontology annotation, molecular function: GTP binding; GTPase activity.